AUGAGUCCAAAGAGGCUGGCAGAGAAACUGAUAGAGAAUUUUCAAUGCUCUAUUUCUCCACCUUCAAUCAAGAGACCUGCGAAGAUUAAACCCCUAGACCUCAACUACUUGCCUGAUGAUUACGCUAGAGAUGGUAAAGUACAGGUCUUUCAGGAAGGCUCCUCCUCCGGCUACAGGUCAAAGAAAAGCGGCGCUAAGGAUGAGAAAGAUGAGUGCGGCAAGGUCUAUGAAUGUAGGUUUUGCUCGCUCAAGUUUUGCAAAUCUCAAGCUCUUGGGGGACACAUGAACCGACAUCGCCAAGAAAGGGAGACAGAAACACUAAACCGAGCCCGGCAACUGGUCUUCAGUAACGAUAACUUAUCGGCAACCCCUGGUCAUCUAGGGUAUGUUCCUUCAAGCUACCAUCCCAGUGAUCCAACGAUACCGUUUAGAUCAGUUUGCCCGCCGAGAUUGUUUUCUGGUUCUUCAUCGACACUGAUGCUGCCGCCAAAACCGUAUUUACAACCGACUCCUUCGCACCUCGGCUCCUCCCACACUUCCCAAUACCCAACUCAGGGAAUCAACGACUACUAUGUAGGUCAUGUCCUCGGAAUAAACAGCAGCUUGUCACGUUCACAAUACCAUCAGCAAAACCUAAACAACUAUCUAUCUGGACCGGACUCCAACUAUACUUGCAUCGGUGCCCCGGUUGGGAACGGUUUCGGUCAUUGUCCAACAUGGGGAUCGGAUUUGGUCGGAUCAGGUCAUGUAGGUGGUGCUGGUUCGCAGCAACAUCUGGACCAUCCUUCUGCGAUUCGAUUUGAAGACGGGUUCAUGGAUUUGUGA
Messenger RNA from Hibiscus syriacus, 825 nucleotides. RefSeq names its product zinc finger protein JAGGED-like. The transcript is spliced from 4 exons. Lineage: Eukaryota; Viridiplantae; Streptophyta; Magnoliopsida; Malvales; Malvaceae. Gene Ontology annotation, molecular function: DNA-binding transcription factor activity. The record is from RefSeq and is a predicted model, not a curated record. Bases 1 to 825 code for a protein of 274 amino acids.